CGCUAACACGCGCAAUGCCUUUAUUUUCAAACAAGUUUUCCCCAAAAAAGACGCCUACUAGAAAGGCAGGAAUUUUCUUAGCAAAUAAAGAUUUUAGCCCGAAACGGGUCGAGAAGGAACUUGGACCGAACGUUGGACCCAUACGAUUAAAAUUAGGAGAUCAGGAAACUGUUUUCGAAUCAGGUGUAUGGAUUCCGGAAUCUGGCAAGAUUGGAGGGACAUAUAAGGAAAAUGAAAAGCUAAAGAAAGAAGUGAAAAGAUUAGAAGAAGAAAACAACCUAUUAAAACUAAAAUUUGAAGUACUUUUGGAUAUGUUAACCCAAUCUACUGCAGAGUUUAAUUCACAGAAGGAAGAACUAGGUAGAUUAAAAAGAAAUUUAUCAUAUAACAAAAACAGUGAUUCCUGACACAAUUUAUUAUCUUAAUUAAUGUAUUAAUUUCUCCAUAAGUCAGUCAUAAAAUAUGACAUUUUGUGUGUUUAAUCAAUCUGAAUCCUCUUAUUU
Molecule: messenger RNA, 503 nt
Organism: Megachile rotundata (alfalfa leafcutting bee)
Lineage: Eukaryota; Metazoa; Arthropoda; Insecta; Hymenoptera; Megachilidae
Gene: Cby
Product: beta catenin antagonist chibby
Source: RefSeq, a predicted model, not a curated record